AUGGUCGAGGACUUGAUCAACCCAUACAAUGGAGACUGGAAUAGAGAGGUUUUACAGAAUAAUUUCCUUCCUAUUGAUGCGGCUGCUGUGCAAAUGAUUCCUUUGGGAAGGAUGGAAGAAGAUAACUGGGCAUGGCAUUUAGAGAGAAGUGGAAAUUUCAGUGUCCGGUCAGCUUACAGGGCAAUGCUUGGUGCUCGGCAGCAAACAAAUAAUCCAGCUAGCUCGGCAGGUGAUGAUAGAACAUUUUGGAAGAAGCUUUGGAAGAUGCCUGUACCCCCAAACGUCCGUAAUUUUUGGUGGCGUGUGAUUAGGAAGUUUAUCCCAUGCCGAUCUAUUCUGAAGGAAAGACGUAUUGAACAAAUCAGUUUCUGCGAGGAUUGUGGAUGUGAAGAAACAAUCACUCAUUCUUUGUUCGAUUGUACAUGGGCUAAGCUGUUUUGGCAUCAAAUAAGGAACAUGUUGGGUGUCAAACUUCCUCGUUUGCAUCCGGACUCAUGGGCGAUGGAUAUGAUUGAUGGAGGUAUGGUCAGUGAUACAGAUGCCGCUGUCAUCUUAUGUGGAUGUUGGUCUGUAUGGUCAGAGCGCAAUGCAAAGAAGCACGGAGAUAAAGGGCGGUCGAUCCAAUGCUCGGUGAAAUGGACUGCUGAUGUGACUAUGGAUUUGAUAAUUUCAUCAAAAGAAGGAAAGAAAAUGCCUACUAAGGCUGACGAUAAAUGGCGACCCCCGGAAAUUAAUUGCAUUAAGCUGAAUGUGGACGCAAGUUUUUUGGCUGAUUGUCUCCAAGGAAGUACAGGGGUAGGUGUGCGCGAUCAUGAAGGUAAUAUGGGUCUCCGGAACAUCAUCGUUGAAACUGAUGCUUUGGCUAUUACGAAGCUCUGGAAUACCAAUAAUUUUGGGCGUUCAGAAAUUGCUGUUGUGCUUCAGGAAACUAAAGAGCUUUCAGAGAGUUUUCAGUUUUUUGUUUUGUCUUAUGUUCCUAGAAAGGCUAAUGAGCUUGCACAUCUAUGUGCAAGGCAAGCUAAUCCUCAUAGAAAGCGUUGUGUCUGGAUAAAUUUUAUUCCUAGAUUUCUAGAGGCUUGUCUGUACAAGGACCGUAACUCUCUGUCUUGA
This is a messenger RNA of Triticum aestivum (bread wheat), 1110 nucleotides long. RefSeq lists its product as uncharacterized. NCBI's taxonomy places the organism in Eukaryota, Viridiplantae, Streptophyta, Magnoliopsida, Poales, Poaceae. The coding region runs from base 1 to 1110 and encodes 369 amino acids. Gene Ontology annotation, molecular function: RNA-DNA hybrid ribonuclease activity; nucleic acid binding. The record is from RefSeq and is a predicted model, not a curated record. The transcript is spliced from 2 exons.